Molecule: messenger RNA, 2140 nt
Organism: Protobothrops mucrosquamatus (brown spotted pit viper)
Lineage: Eukaryota; Metazoa; Chordata; Lepidosauria; Squamata; Viperidae
Gene: GPX3
Product: glutathione peroxidase 3
Exons: 6
Biological process (GO): response to oxidative stress
Molecular function (GO): glutathione peroxidase activity
Source: RefSeq, a predicted model, not a curated record
UGGUAAUGUGUUGACACAGAGAGAAAGAGAGAGAAACACAAAGAGCAUCUACAGCAAGCAGCAACACAGAUUUUUGUGGAAGCGAGGCCAGGCAGGGGUGCAGGAGCCCUGUCCCUCUUGCUCUCCAACCAUGAAGGGCAGACUGAAAGGAGCCUGGAUCCUCUCCUUGCUCUUGGCUGGUUUAUUUCAGCCCAACCUGGGACAGGAACAACAGGAGAUUUUGACAGGACUUCAGUUAUCUCAUCAACAUGAUGAAGCAAGAUCCUGCUUGCAUGCUCAACCGAUCCCAGAUCGAGCCAAGGUGGAUUGCUAUGACUCAGUUCAAGGAUCAGCCCAUGAUUAUGGGGCUCUCUCCUUAUCUGGUGAAUACAUCCCCUUCCGGAAUUAUGCGGGGAAGUAUAUCCUCUUUGUAAAUGUGGCCACUUACUGAGGACUCACAGGACAAUAUCUUGAACUGAAUGCACUACAAACUUCACUGGGAAUUGACCGACUGGUCAUCCUAGGCUUCCCAUGCAAUCAAUUUGGAAAACAAGAACCUGGACAAAAUUCUGAAAUCCUUCAAGGAAUAAAACAUGUCAGACCAGGAGGAGGCUUUGUCCCCAAUUUCCAACUCUUUCAAAAAGGUGAUGUAAAUGGGGAGAACGAGCAGAGAAUUUACACCUUUCUGAAGAACUCCUGUCCACCAGUUGUGGAAAAUUUUGGUGACCCUGCAAAACUCUUCUGGUCACCUUUGAAGACCCAUGACAUUAAGUGGAACUUUGAGAAAUUUUUGGUGAAUCCUCAAGGAAAGCCCGUGAUGAGGUGGUUUCAACGGACAAAUGUUUCCAGUGUAAAGAAUGAUAUUAUAAGAUACAUGAGGAAAAACGGAUAGACUCCGUACGAAUGAAAAUGGAUUUAGGGAGGGGAGGCAGGCUGCAGACAUAUCCAGACAUAUUCAUUUUCUUCUGUCAAACCACCAAACAUCCAAAUUUCCUUUAUUCAGAGCUAAAAUAAGGUUAAGACAGAAUUAACCUUACAGGGUGCCAAUUUACAUGCUAAUAUUGCUAAAGAUCCAUAUCAAAAUUCUUAAUCUUAACUAACAUGUUUUCAAGCAUAACUUUAUAAAAGCAUGUCGAUCUCAGUUUACUCAACGAUACCUUUAAUUUCCAUGGGGUGGAACCAGCAUGUAUUGAAAAACCAUUUUAGUAACUUCUGAUCCUGCUUUAAACAUGUUACUUGAGCAUGAGUAAAAAAAACCAAGAUAAUCUUUGGGUUUUGCAUCUCUAGUAUAUUAUGGUACUAAAGAAAAGUGAAGACUAUUCCUCACUUUUACUAUUAACAUAUUGAUGCAGAAUAUACUGUACAAAUUUUAAAAGCAACAAAAUUAAGAAUUCUUUUUUAAAGUACAAGCUAUACAUUGGCCCAUUGCGGGUCACAGUAUUAAAGUCAAUCUAGUUUAUUUUUAGCAAUUUAAACUCAUUUCUAACAUUGGAUGAACAUUAAGUACUAUGUUCAUUAAGGGUGUCCCACUUAAUUUUGUUGUUUUAAAUUGCUAUGUUAUUUUGAUUUUAGCAAAAAAAAAAUUAAUCAGACCUCAGGCACAUAACCAAGAGUCUCCUAUGGCACCUUAAAGGCUGCAGAUUUGUAAGUCUUUGUCUGUUAAGAGACAGAAAUUGCAUCCAUAGUGCACCCUUUGAGCCCUUUCUAGGAUCCUUACUAACCAUUUGGGUUACACACAGUUCUACUGAAAAUAAGCUGAGCCCUCUAAUGUACAGUAGAUGGAAUUAAUACUUUUGGCAUCUCUGGAUAAAGUUACAGUUUACCUCCCCUUCCUCAAAAUGUAGACUAGAGAGCCUCAUCUAGAGAAUUUAUGGACUGGAAUUUCUCAAACCGACUCUCUUUCUGACAGUGGAGGAAAGAUGGGACAAAGGAUUUCGAGGCAAGGAAAAUGCAUCCGAAUGACGGUUAGGUCUGAAAGCUCCUUACGAGUGGGACCUGGCCUAAGACUGCAAGGCAGUGGAGUAGUUCUUUAGUGCAUUCGGCUACUUCACUACAAUCUUUGCAGAGAUGUAUUUCUUCCUUUUAGUCCCAAGAUCCCAGCCUAACCUCCACCACACCUUCUAAGAACACUGUCUAAUAAAAACAGCAAAUUCUCAAUGCA